Sphenostylis stenocarpa is the source of this 315-nucleotide messenger RNA. NCBI's taxonomy places the organism in Eukaryota, Viridiplantae, Streptophyta, Magnoliopsida, Fabales, Fabaceae. The record is from the annotation of a GenBank genome assembly.
AUGCCUAAAAAGGCCUGUGUUUAUAGAAUGGAAAAGAAUGGAAAGGAAAGGGAUGUGGUGGUUUUAGCACAGGCAACAUAUUUGAACAUGAGCAGAAGGGAAGAUUCAGAACUCCGAAGUGAGGCAAUUGUGGACCCCAUAACCAGAAACGUGGCAACGUGUGGAACAGAGGGAAUCAAAGGAAGAAAUCGUGUUGGGGCAUGCGCCGCCCUACAAAAGUCAGGGCCCACAACGACAUUGAAAUUCAUCGAAAUGUGGCUACAAGCAAUCGAAACACACGUUGCUACCUACCCUUGCGAAGAAGCAAGCAGGUGA